GUUCACAAAUACUGCCCUUCACUUAUUUUGAAUCAAAUAACACAUUUAUAUCGUAGGCCUACGUGUUUUUUGUUUUAUUUCAGGACAACUUUUCCCAACACCCCUAAAACACCGCUACAUCUUGCCUUUUGAUUGACCGCUGCAUAUAUUUUUUUUUCUGUGUGCUGAAUUUUCCUCCUGCUGGAAAAGGAUAAAAAAAACUGGAAAACUGAGGAACAAGGCACAGUGGAAAAUACAGGAGGUUGAAGGAAAAAGUGAAAUAACAAGAGACUAGCGGGGAGAUUGGAGGAACAGGUUGGGAAGAGAGCAAGAAGACAAGUGGAGAACCAGACUUGACAUUCAUUUUUAAGAAAUCCUUGCUUUUGUGUGGAGAUUUUUUUGUUUCCUAUCUGCUGAUUAAAGGAGCUGACGCCAUGACCACAGAAAUGCAGGAAAUCGCCAUCACGGAGGAGAAGCCAUUACUGACGGGUCAGGCUGAAUCCAAGGAUGUUGAACUGGCUGCUAGGAUACUCCUGGACCAAGGACAGGAGCACAGCAUCGAGACCCCGCACGGUGUUCUGCACGUGACCCUCCACGGCACACGGACCACCCGUAGGCCCGCCAUCCUCACCUUCCAUGACGCGGGUCUGGACAGUAAGAGCUGCUUCUCCCCUCUGUUCAAGUUCGAGGAGAUGCAGGAGAUUGUGAAGAACUUCACCGUGAUUCAUGUUGAUGCUCCGGGGCAGGAGGAGGGGGCUGCUGCCUACCCCUCAGGUUACCAGUAUCCCACCAUGGACAUCAUAGCGGACAUGCUCCCUUCCGUCCUGCAGUUUUUCAACUUCCGUACUGUAAUCGGAGUUGGUGUGGGAGUCGGAGCGUACAUCCUCUCCAAGUUCGCACUCGCAAACCCAGAUUCAGUGGAAGGUCUGGUUUUGGUCAACAUCGACACUAACGCCCGAGGAUGGAUCGACUGGGCUGCCCAGAAGCUCGUCUCCGUGACGUCUUCCCUCACAGAGCAGAUUAUGUCCCACCUAUUCAGUCAGGAGGAGCUGUCAGCAACCACAGAGCUAGUGAAGUUUCACAGAGAGCGUAUCUCCAAAGCGUCAAACCUGGUCAACAUAGAGCUCUUCUGGAAGACUUACAACAGCCGCAGAGACUUGAACAUUGACCGCAACAGCACCUUCAAUUGUCCAGUCAUGUUGGUGGUUGGCGAUCAGGCUCCAUAUGAGGAAGCUGCCGUGGAGUGCAACAGCAAGAUGGACCCAACAACAACCUCGUUCUUAAAGAUGGCCGAUGCUGGUGGUCUCCCUCAGCUGACCCAGCCUGCUAAACUGACUGAGGCUUUCAAAUACUUCAUCCAAGGAAUGGGCUACAUGGCUUCAUCUUGCAUGACCCGUCUGUCUCGCUCCCGCACCACCUCCCUGUCCUCCUCCUACUCCAUGGAUGGGUCGCGCUCUCGCUCCCGCACCCUCUCUCAGGGAUCUCAGGGCGGACAGGUGCCGCCCAGCUCCUCCCAAACCAUGGAGGUGUCUUGCUGAAGGAAAACAUAAUAAUAGCGAAUGAGAUAGAGGGUGAGAAAGAAAGAGGGCAAACAGAAGGGAAAGAUGAAGUGCGACGAUAAUGAAGGAACAAGACGAAUGGGUUACUUAUUUGUCAUUUAACAACUCCCGUCAUUCCCCAUAAGAGCAGUAUAGGAUAAGAGAUGGAGAACCGUCUGCAUCAGUCUUCCUCCUUUCUGCUGAAAUCAAAGUGGAUUGGGCUGUUCUACAACGAAUAUAAAAAGUAUAGAGAUUAAUAAAAAGGGUGGAGGUGAGGAAAUAAUGGCCACCAGUCCUGUCUCCCUCCCUCUUUUGACGCCAAUAGAGCCCUUUUAAUUUAGAGGAGGCCUAUAGAGAACACACACCUUGCAGUAACCAAUAGUAAUAAUUCAGAAAUUGUAUUGUUGUUGACCCUGAUGAUGAUGGUGUUGAUGAGGAUGUUGAAGCUAUUGAUGAUGAUGUUCAGUUUAAAAAAACAUAGGUUAAAAAAAAAGAAAAUAGAAAAUAGCAAAGAUACUUAUAACAAUGUGUGUCUACUACUUUUUAAGCUAGAUUUUACCGUGUCAUUUUUAUUUCUUGAAUCUGAUUUUAUUAUGUCAUUUGUAACCUGCCUCAGCAAAUGGCCGAAGCUACUUAUUGGUUGACCCGUCAGCCAAUGAGAGCCAUUAUACAGUAGUGACUACUUCCUCCUUGAUGUUGCCAGGUUGUUUAUGUCUUCCAUUUGCCCCGUCUAUAAGUGACUGUUUUUGUUUUUCCCAUUGGAUUUGAGGAAGUGGGCAGGAAGCUUUUUUGUUAUUUUGCUUUUCUUUCUGGACUUGGAAGUUGCAUGCCUGGUAUCAGCCCAUGUGAAUAUUGACUGGAUACUAUUUUUCUUUUUAUAUUCUGCUAAUGAGUUGAGUGGAUUUGUGUGUGUGUGCUGUUUUGUUUCCUUGGAGUGUUUCGCAAACAUGGCGGUCAAUAAGUAAGCAUAGGUGAGACUGAGUUAGCUUUAGCUAUCGUUAACACUAGUCACUCACUAAUUAGUGCUUCCAAUAUUCCUGGUAGUCCAGCAUUGUGUCCCAAUAUCCAUGCUGGUGUACUACUCAACCGGAAGCAUUACAUCGCUAAGUAGCAUGCUAGUAUAGAUAUUGCUUCUCAGUGUUUGGUUAACCCAGAAGGGAUCACUGUGUUUAUCAUCUGGGUUGUAGUCUUUUAGCCUUGCCCGUGCAUGGAUACCUCCUAACAAACCCAGCUAGCAUACUUGAUUUUGAGUGCGAUGGGAAGUAUAAUGAACACAAGCUUCUCAACUAGCAACUUUAUCCAAAACGGGGUCAAGAGAAUUGUGUUGUGAAUGUUGCGAUAUGUAUGUGUCCGAGGAAGUAAAUGUCGGUGUGUAGAAGCGCUUGUAUCCUGUAAGCACAAUUAUUGCAGUAAAGACAUCCAGGGUCCUAUGGAGAAGUUUAAUUUUGAAGCCAACCAAACCCCCUGUGACUGACUUAUCAAUGACAAUGUUCCAGCCCCUUCACUGCCAACAGACUUGAAAAAAAGUGUAAAAAUGUUGCCUACAUCAGUCGAAAAAUAUUGAGCCUUUUCUUGUCAUACAUAGAAAAUAACCGCCAAUUUCUGCACUUUAAUACAACAAAUCGGGAAUUGCAGCCAAUACGCUUUCUUACUGCCAAAUCUAAGAUCAACCAAAUACAGGGGUCAUGAUUUCGCCAUCAGAAAUUUCUGUGAGCAUUUCAAAUGUCCCACUUAAUCGAAAUUUCAACACAAACACAAAAGCUUACCACUGCCCUGCAACAUGUCAUUAGACUGAGCAUACUUUUUGAAGUCCCAGUAUUUGGUCCAAGUAAGAUUUUUUUCUCGGCGUACAAGUGCAUUUUUGAGCUUGGCCCCUAUUUGCACGCUUUCUUGUACUGAUGAAGCGCUUUUCUGAAGAAGUUACUUUUUAUGAAGGGUUGCCUGUUUCUGCCACAUGCUAUCUAGUAGUGGUCCAUUCCCAAACUGUUUGACCAAGUAAAGAUGGAUGACGACAGUGACAGGAAAAGACAGCUGAGUGCCUAAAUGCAAAAUGUGACGUCAACCCAGGAUGCUGCCAUGUUUUAGGCACUUUUGUUGCUGUUGAGUGCUGAAGAGUAGAAUGUAAAUGCUCCUCCCAGACUUAAAAUAAAGCUCAAGCAAUCUGGCAUGGGAGCAUCUACCAAAAAAAAAAGGUAACAGUUGGAGCUUAGGCAAUGAAAUAGCCAAAUAUGGAAAAGAAGUGGUACUUAUUUUUGGAGAGUUGAGCAGGGCUGUGUGAUUGUAAAUGCUUGUCCAUUUUGUCUUUUAAUUUUUACUUUGUUAAUUUUUUCUUCCUCCCUCUAUGUUUUAGGAUUUCUGUUUAGUUUUAUCUCUUUGAAGUGUUAGUUUACCGUCCUGAUGUGCUCACAAGUUAGUUAACCGUGUGAUAGUUAUUGUGUAACUUUUUUAGCCUUAGCACUGAUAAGGGAGAUUAAUAGAAUUAACAAUAAAAAAAAAUAAAGGUAAGAAAAUACAAUCAAUUUUACUUGUGCGGCUUAUUUCUCUGUGUAACACAAUGAACAUACUAAAAAAAGCAAACGUAAAUAUUAAUAAAUGCUUAAAA
Molecule: messenger RNA, 4119 nt
Organism: Trematomus bernacchii (emerald rockcod)
Lineage: Eukaryota; Metazoa; Chordata; Actinopteri; Perciformes; Nototheniidae
Gene: ndrg2
Product: NDRG family member 2
Exons: 16
Coding region: 414-1517 (367 amino acids)
Biological process (GO): signal transduction
Cellular component (GO): cytoplasm
Source: RefSeq, a predicted model, not a curated record